CUCCAAUCCAGUUUGUUCUCCCGUCCAGGCGAAAUGUAUCCGCCCCUCUGUCAGUCUUUCCAAACUGGGCUCUUGUUUACUGUCCCACUGGAGACAGGAGCGACUCAGCUUUACAUUACAGAAAGAAGAACACAUUCAAGCUGUGAAACAAUGCCUUCUGAUUGACAUCAACAGCAGUAACUGUCCAUCAUGAACAGCGAGGAAGAGUUCUAUGAUGCUGAGACAGGUUUAGAAUCAGACGACUCAUGUGAAGUCAGCUUUAAAGAUGCCUGUGUCUAUGAGAGCAAGCAGACAGUGAAUGGCAAAGUGCCAUCUGAAAAUGGAGUGUGGGAGAGGCGAACUACUCUGCCAGCGCCCAUGUUCUCCAGAAAUGACUUUAGUGUAUGGGGAUUCCUGAAGAAAUGCAUUGGAAUGGAGCUGUCCAAGAUAACAAUGCCUAUUGUUUUCAAUGAACCGCUGAGCUUCUUGCAGAGGAUUACAGAGUACAUGGAACAUACAUACCUCAUCCAUAAAGCUUGUACACUUUCUGACUCUAUAGAGCGUAUGCAGCUUGUUGCCGCAUUCGCCAUUUCUGCUGUUGCAUCGCAAUGGGACAGAACUGGAAAACCUUUUAACCCUUUAUUAGGAGAGACUUUUGAACUUACACGGGAUGAAGAGGGUUACCGCAUGAUCUCAGAACAAGUGAGCCACCAUCCACCAAUCAGUGCCUUCUACACAGAGUCACUCAAUCAGGACUUCUCGUUUCACGGCUCCAUCUAUCCUAAACUAAAAUUCUGGGGGAAGAGUGUGGAGGCGGAGCCUAAAGGCACCAUGACACUUGAGCUCUCCAAGCAUAGAGAAGCUUACACAUGGACGAACCCUAUGUGCUGUGUGCAUAACGUUAUUCUGGGUAAACUGUGGAUUGAGCAGUAUGGGACAGUGGAGAUUGUCAACCACAGCACUGGGGACAAGUGUGUGCUGAAUUUUAAGCCAUGCGGCAUGUUUGGCAAAGAGCUGCAUAGGGUAGAGGGACAUAUCCAGGACAAGAGUAAAAAGAAGCAUCAGGUUAUCUAUGGGAAGUGGACUGAGUGUGUAUAUAGCAUUGAGCCAAAAGUCUAUGAAGUCAACAAGAAAGCAGAGAAGAAAAGCGGAGGAGAUUCCAAGAAACACAAGCAGGUACAAAGCGAGCAGAGUACAGGGGGUGAUGAUGCAGAUGAAAUGCCAGAUGUCCAGGAAACAGUUACAAUGAUCCCAGGCAGUACGCUGCUAUGGAGAGUAGCCCCUCGACCGCCACACUCGACACAGAUGUAUAAUUUUACUAACUUUGCCAUGACGCUUAAUGAGCUGGAGCCUGGCAUGAUUGGAGUCAUAGCACCAACAGACUGUCGUUUGCGGCCUGACAUCAGAGCUAUGGAGAAUGGGGAUAUCGAUACUGCAAGUCAAGAGAAGGAGAGAUUGGAAGAGAAGCAAAGAGCUGCCAGAAGAGAGCGUGCUAAAGAUGAGGAAGAAUGGUCUGCGAGAUGGUUCCAGCAAGGCAAUAAUCGGUACACUGGAGCUGCAGACUGGAUCUACAAGGGUGGUUACUUUGACAGAAGGUACUCUGACCUUCCAGACAUCUACUGAUUCGGUCGGGAAGACUGAGAUUCAGUCUUGAGAUUCAUCCUUUGCUCUCCUUCACCCAAUCCAUAUCAUCUCCUCUCCUUAAGCUCUUUUCAUUUUUUCAUCGGAAUGUGAGAUUCAUGUGAACAGUUUUUGGACAAAGCCUCUCCACGAGUUCCUCUCUUCCACUAGAAUCUGAAAAUGUAGUGUGAAUGGAUUUAUUUAUUUUGAGAAGUAGGGAAUGCCUUAAUAAUUCUUAUUUUCUUUUUCGUGUAUGUUAGAUUUUGUCUGUGCAAACCUCAGUAUGUUUAGAAAAUGCUAGUUUAUGUACAGUAUGUACUAACCUACCUUUCCAUGCAUCUCGCUAGAUACACUCAGGUGUUCAGUUUAUGGGUACAAGCGGUUAGUGAUGGCAUCACUGCGAUGCCAUCUGUUAAUUUUUUUUUUUGGUCAUUGUUGAAAUGUGAGGCUGCUCAGAACCUAUUAGGAGAGCAUAAUUUUGUGUUUUUGUUCAAACUAAUGCUAUCUUAUCAUCUCUAUUAUAUGCUUUUUUCCUUAUCUCAGAAAUAUGACCUCUGUUUUGUGGUAUGUAUGAUGUGCAGGAACUUCACAGUUAAAGAUUCUGCCUGAUUAUGAGUA
Cyprinus carpio (common carp) is the source of this 2217-nucleotide messenger RNA. Its product is annotated as oxysterol-binding protein-related protein 2-like. The record is from RefSeq and is a predicted model, not a curated record. Bases 190 to 1602 code for a protein of 470 amino acids. The transcript is spliced from 14 exons. Gene Ontology annotation, molecular function: cholesterol binding. Gene Ontology annotation, cellular component: membrane; cytosol; intracellular membrane-bounded organelle. Lineage: Eukaryota; Metazoa; Chordata; Actinopteri; Cypriniformes; Cyprinidae.